This is a messenger RNA of Dicentrarchus labrax (European seabass), 3446 nucleotides long. RefSeq names its product zinc finger and BTB domain-containing protein 5-like. The transcript has a single exon. Gene Ontology annotation, cellular component: nucleus. NCBI's taxonomy places the organism in Eukaryota, Metazoa, Chordata, Actinopteri, Moronidae. Gene Ontology annotation, molecular function: DNA-binding transcription factor activity, RNA polymerase II-specific; RNA polymerase II cis-regulatory region sequence-specific DNA binding; protein binding. Gene Ontology annotation, biological process: regulation of transcription by RNA polymerase II. The record is from RefSeq and is a predicted model, not a curated record. The coding region runs from base 1165 to 3165 and encodes 666 amino acids.
UAUAAUCAUGAAAAUAAAACAACAAAGAAAGGAAUGGGAAGUGUCUCACUGUCUGUGUUUAAUUUUUAUAACAUCUGAGACUUACACUACAGCCGUCUGUGUUUAACUUCAGAAUUGGCCUUUAAAUGUGUUUUUACCUGUGUCUUCAUUUAUUUACAGUGUAUGCCUCAGUGCUUAAAUAUACAGAAAGGUUUUUAAUUUGUGUCUUUAAUGACGAUUUCUUUGAGAAAUUAUAGUUGACAGGUUUUUCUGUCAUUAACUUCAGUGAUGGCUGCCGGCAGUCUUUGGUUGUUCUACAAGCUGUGUAUUAAUUUAAGAGACUGACACAAUACAACAUAUACAAUAAAGUCUUAAAUUGAUUCUGCUACCAGAGUCUAAUUAGAGCAAUAAAGACCACUGACAAUUAAAAAUAUAUUGCAAACAAUCAAUUAUUUGACUUUUAGUGUUUUUUUAAAUCAGAUUUUAAACUGGUUGACAAUUACCUUGAAUGAUACAAUAAAUAUGACCUCCAGUGUGCAGUAACCAUUGUAAGACAACCAUUUAUUUAAUGAGAUUUAACAAAGUACGAUAAAAGCUGAAGUGAAAUUCAACAUAGAUGCACUCACUCAUAUCACCACAUGGUGGCGCUGUUGUUUUAUUCUGAAAGUCGAAGAGACGACAAGUGAUAGAGGCGCCGACUCUGGAUGCUAAACCGGGCUGCUCGCUCUGAAUCAGAAACAUUAGGAACUACUACGAGAACUAUAUAUAUAUAUUAUAUUAUAUUAUAUUAUAUUAUAUAUUCGAGUUGCGGCGGUAGGAGGAGGACCAGCAGUGCAGAUAUCGAGGCUGUUCUCGGAGACAAAGCUUGAGACCGCGCCGCAUCCUUCCGUGUUAUUGUUGGACCCGGCCCGCCCAUACUCCAGAGCAUCUCCAGGAAACCCGGCUACAGACAGACAAUACGGUGCUAUUAUCCAUCACAAUGGAGGUAGGCUGUGAAAUGUCCGGUCAGUCUGACGCCGGUUUCUGCAGAUGAGAUGUGGAUAACGAGAAGCUGUCCCUGAGUAGCUGGACUUUUUUUUUUUUUUUUACAAUGACCUUGGUUGUGUUGUUUUAUUUCCAGGAGCACGACGGUCGUUAGGAAAUAAUACCUGUAAUACUAAAUAACAAUAAACUCCACCACCUAUUAUGGACUUUCCAGGUCAUUUCCAGCAUAUUUUCAAGCAGCUCAACCACCAGCGCCUCCAUGCUCAGCUGUGUGACUGUGUGGUGGUGGUUGGAUGCCAGAGCUUCCAGGCUCACCGCUCCAUCCUGGCAGCAUGCAGCUCCCACUUCAGGGCUCUUCUGAGCUCUAAUGACAGCGGGGAAGAUGUUGGAGCUGGUGGCCCCAGUGUGAUGCAGCUGGAUCCAGAGGUGGUGACCCCAGAGGCCUUCUCCACCUUGCUGGACAUGAUUUACACCUCCACCCUCUCUCUUGGGGCCUCCAAUGUGAUGGAUGUACUGUUGGCGGCAUCGCACCUGCACCUCAACACUGUGGUCAAAGCCUGCAAGCUCCAUUUGUCCAGGAAGAACUUCCCAGCGUCGCCGCCUAAAGGCUGGAGGUCAGUGCAGCAGCAGCAGCUGUGUCCAUCUUCCCAGGCAGAGGGAUCAGUCACAUCUGUCAUGGAGGAGGACAUCCGCGAGGAGGAAGUGGGAGUGGAGGUUAGUCAGUCUGGUGGGGUUGAAGACGACGGGGUGAGGGGGACAGUCGGUGGCGAGCAGAGCGUGGCACCCUUUUUGAGACACAAGAGAAAGUCACACGAGGACAGGCCCAGUGGCAGAAAGAGGUCCUGCAGGCUGCCUGAGGAAAACUAUAAAGAGUGUUCACCUACUGUUACCAGAAGCACCGUCAGUAUGGAGGAGGGAGGAGAGGAGCUGCUGAAGACAGCCCACGGGCUCUGGGAGGGCCGAGGUGAGGAAAAAGAGGAGGAGGUGGAGAAGAAAUAUGAAGCAACCGGGGGCGAGUCGGAGGAGAUCCAGCUACCGAGCCAGUCGGACAGCAGCAUGGGAGGUAUGGGUGUGUGGGAGAAGGGCGGAGAUACAGAUGGAGACACUGUGGUCAAAGUUAAGGUGGGAGAAGAAGGGGAAGACGAUGGAGAGGAGCCGAAGAUGGUGGUGAUUGAGGUGAAAAAGGAAAAUCUGAGCUCAUACUCUCCAGAUUUGGAAACGGUACCAAACAAUUCUCCCCCAUCUCCACCACGAGACUGCACAGACAAUUUGGAUACGCAACUAAAUGAUGAGAAAAUGUCCACAGCCUGUCCAGCAGAGGACGAUGUGAGCUCUUUGCAAUCUCAGCUGUGCACAGAUCUUCAAACCGAUGCACAGAGAGAGGCUGGAGACUUGGGCGAGGACUCAGUAGACGGUGAAGGCCUGGACAGCCUAUCAGAGCUGGCCUUUUCCUGCUUCCUCAAUCCCAGUAGUGACAGUGUAAUGGGAGCUCUGGAAGAAGAAGACAGCCUAGCCAGCCUCACUGCUGCUGCCACUGCCGCCGCCGCAGCUGCCAGUGAUGCUCCUGUGGCUGCUGGAGACGAGCCGUGUCAAAACUCAGAAGCUCAAUCUUCUGAUUCCUCCUCACUGGUUUUUCCAGUAACACCCGUCCCCUUGCAGCAGCUUCUCCCAACUCAGGGUCCUGGUUUUAACGACACACUCAUCCUCCAGACCACCCAGAACUCUUUAGCAGAGUUCCUGAGGGGCAUCAGACCGGGCCUCAGUUUGGAAACCCCCGUAAUGCAACCCUCCAGGGGUGGGAAGAGCUCAGGGCCAACAACCUUCCGUCGCAUCGCCCCCAAAGUGCCGCCUGGAUCAGAAGCCGGCACAGAUGGUUCCUCUGCAUCGGCUGGGGAUUCUGCUGAUCGGCCGCUUCUAACCAGAGCUUCGGAGGACGUUCUCUCCAAGUGCAAGAAAGCAGCUGCCGAAGACCACGUGCUGCUGGUGGAAGGGGAGAAGAAAUACGCUUGCAAAAUCUGCUGUAAGACCUUCAUGAACCUGACUGACUGCAAGAAGCACAUUCGAGUCCACACGGGAGAAAAGCCCUAUCCCUGCCCAAAGUGUGGCAAACGCUUCAGCCAGUCCUCCCAUCUGUACAAGCACUCAAAAAACACCUGUUUAAACUGGAAAGAUGAUCAGUCAUUCUCAGAUACCCUGCUCUGACCUGCACUCGACUAACAGACAUUUGAUGAUUCAGUUUGAGGCACAAUUCUUUGUGAAAAUGCCCUCUGUAAAAUUCAUUAUUUAUUACCCCAUACACUUGAUUUUAUGUUACAUAAAAUUCAAUUAGCUUAUGUAAUUGCUGUUUUUUUCAACCAUGCUGUGAUUUUGUUUCAUUAUUCCAUGAACUGAAACAGAUAAAUUGUUGCCAAACUUUUGUGAAUGCACUGAACAUAUUCUCAAACCGCUGUGAAUAAAUGAUGCACUUGUUCAUUUGUACUGAU